GGGCGAGCAGUCUGGCUGCGUCGCGCCUCCACAACGGUGUUCUUCUCUCCCUCUGUCUUGUUCGGUGAGCUGUCAGUCCACGGAGACGGAAGGAGCAGCAGUUUAGGACCCCGCAGCGUGUGCCUAGCUAGAGUGCUGGUUAUCGACAGUGCAACUUAGUGAUCGUGUGUGUGUGUGUUGACGGUGAUAUCGCUGGCCAAGCUCGAUGUGGCAGCUCGUAGCGUCUCUCCUCAUCACGGGCUUGCUGUGAGAAUACUUGUUAUCUCUUGAGAAAUAAUAGACUCCCUGGUAUGCGUUAAACCGAGAUCAGAUAACCAGAAAGCUUAACAGUUCGCGGGUAGUUAAUAUCGCAUGAACGAUGUUCGGGUCCAGGAAGAAGAACAAGGAGCGCCCGGCGGUGGGCAUCAGGUUCCAGUCGAACUCAGAGUUCGAGUCGAACAUUUAUGUCCCCUCCGCCAGAACGCCCCCACGUUCCGCCUCUCCCACACCACCCACUCUCCCACCGUCCCAUGCACCUCCCCCAGCACCUCCAGCCGUCCUCAACAACAACAACAUCAACAACGGUACGGUGUUGGAGGGGAUGCAGGGAGCCUCGCUCAACCCGGACUAUUACGAAGGACAAAACGUAGACAACAUCGAACCCUGUCACGAUUCCGAUGACGACUUAAUAGAACCUCCCCUGAGCCGGUUCACCAGGAGGAAGUCUGUGUUCGCGGAGGCCUACGACCCCGAGGAGGACGACGACGAUGGCGAGAGGAUUAUCCACGCCAAGUCAGACGAACAGCGACAGAGGUUGUCAGAAGCAGUCAAAAAUAUUUUCCUCUUCAGAUCCCUUGAUCACGACCAGAUUGGGGAGGUGCUAGACGCCAUGUUCGAGCGACGGGUAACAGAGGGAGAGAACGUCAUUAAGCAGGGUGAUGAUGGCGACAACUUCUAUGUCAUAGAAUCGGGAGUAUACAACAUCUUCGUCAAGACCGACAGUGACACAGAACCUCGUUCCGUGGGAAAAUACGAUAACUCUGGUAGCUUUGGAGAGCUGGCUCUCAUGUACAACCUGCCUCGAGCAGCCACCAUCCAGGCUGUUACCUCUGGUGCACUUUGGGCUAUGGACCGACACACCUUCCGCAGGAUAUUACUCAAAUCUGCUUGUAAGAAGAGGAAGAUGUAUGAGGCCUUGCUCGAAAAUGUUCCCAUGUUAAAAACAUUGGAGAAAUACGAACGGUUGAACUUGGCGGAUGCCUUGGUGCCAAAAGUAUAUGUGCCCGGGCAGCAGAUUAUUUUGCAGGGUGAUAGUGCCGACGGCAUGUACUUUGUGGAGGAUGGUACGGUCCGCAUUACCAUGGUCAAAGAAAAUAAUGAAGAGAAAGAGAUCAGUCGGGUGUCUAUCGGUGGUUACUUUGGAGAACUUGCCCUCGUCACAAAGAAAGCCAGAGCGGCCUCAGUGUAUGCUGUAGGAAAGGCAAAAUUGGCAUUCCUAGAUGUGGAGGCCUUUGAGCGUCUGCUUGGGCCUUGCAUGGAUCUAAUGAAGCGGAACAUUGAAGACUAUGAGAAUGAGCUUCUGAAGAUCUUUGGCUCCAAGGCUAAUAUCUCUGACAUCCGAUGAAGUAACAUUUAUGUUUCUUAGUAUAUCAGUCGCCAAAUUACGCGUUCGAAAGUCAUGGGUGUCGGAGAAACUGGUGUUCGUGCUUCAGUCAUCGUUCUAGAUGAAUGCUGACUGAUAGACGGAGAUGAUCAUACCAAUAAAGAGGAAAAAAAAAGAUGAUUGUUGUAACUCACGUUAGCUUUGGGUUUCCUUAGUGUCCACGCCUUUGGCCAAGCUGGCAUGGCAACUGUGGGGUUGUCUGUGUCUUCUCCAGGUUUGCCAAGGGCUGCUUAAUACGAAUAAAAUAAAUACAAUUACAAUUAUUUAACAAUAUUGGGAUAGUUUCUCACACCAUUGAUGAUUGGGGUGAUUAAUGUCAUAUAUUUUUACUUUACAGGAAUUAAAAGUGAUUACAACAGGUAUUGAUUUGACUCCUUGCUUUGUUUCAAUAUGUAUAAUUUUUGCUAUUCAUGAUGUAAUUGUCACUCAUAUAUUAAGGGGAAAAGUAAGUUUUGGCAGUGAAACAUCUCAGUAAAACAGUGGAACAAUCCAAUUAAAAUACAAAUUAAAAUUGCACCACAGAAACCUUUGAAUAAUGCAGUGAGCUUCCUUUGGUGCAAAUUUCCUGCCCUCAGUGAGGAUGUUACCACCUACGCAGAGCUGCUUCACCGGUUCAACACCACUUCUUUACUUGGACACUGGUCUUUGUUCCGAAAAAAUCCUUCUUUGUACAGAUUAUUGUCUUUUUGUCUAGUGUAUAAACAUUAUAUUCAUACAUUUAUUUAAUUAAUGUCAGUAACUUUAUAGACUAGGACAAUUCCCAGGUACUAUUUUGCCCUUUGCAAGGUGCUACACUUAUGAAUAUACAUACAGUAUACAUACAGUAUAUCAAAACUCUUCUGAAUGGCCUAUCACACACUUUAUAAUACCAACUUCACUUUCAUAUUUUCUAUGGGGCCAAGAAACAAAAGUAUUGCAAAGAUACUCUCCUCUAACUACUCUGUACAGCUCGUGGUGUUUCCAUUUCAGUUUUAAUAUGUGAACGAAAAAUCCUUUAUUCAUUUUUAUAGUUCAAGUGUAUUAACUGUUGGACAAAAAUAUUCAUUAUGGUUUCUCAGGAUUAAUGAUUAUUUUUCUGACCAAUUUUAGUGCCCUGCAUCAUAGUCGGUAGACUGUUAAAUGUCCCCUGGUAAAGUUGUCAGUGUAGAAGGCUCCAUUUCCAGAACUACACCAUGCAUUCAUCUUAGUUAAUCAACUAAAAUGCUCAUAUACUGUUCAUGAUUCGGGCAAUCAUGUGGUGCAAGUUCACCAUAAAGGAGCAUUGUUUUCUAAAGUGCUGCCAAAGUUUGUUUCUGGAAUCUAGCCGGCCUAAGUCACACCUAGCAUAUUACCCCUAGCAUCUCUACAAUGGACUAAAUUUAUGUUUUUUAAAACCCUUAAGUAGUUCAAAGUUCAUUGCAUAUUUAAUAGUUCCUUGCCUUCAUUAUAUUUUCUAUCACCAGCUACAGUACAUAUAAUGGAAAGAAAAUGAUGUCAGAGGAUUAUUUAAUAUUAGCACACAAAUUUAGCAUUAUUUUAAAAAGCAGUUAUAUGUAGAUCAGUUUUCACUUGCUCAAAACAUUGCCAGAGAAGUUAUAUGCACUGUCAUUCAGGAAGCACCGAUAAUAGAUGCAUUUCUGAUUACUCAAGAGACGAGGUUGACUCGGGUCCACUGGAUGGGUGCAUCUUGAUCGACUAGGUAGGCCAAUGCAAGUUAGCCCACAUGCCAUGAAGACUUAGUCAAUUAGACUAAAUGAUCAGGGGCGAGCCAGCUUAUACAGGAAUGUAAAAUAUACAGAUUAUGAUAGUGUAAGUGACUUAUGCUUUAUUUACAAACAUGAAAAGUAUAAAUAAACUAUGGUAAUAUUAACAUCCUUUGAAGCUUGGGAGAUAGGCAAGUCAUACAGAAUGUUUUAUAUGUUACUUUGACUGUUCGAUGGUAAAUUAAAUUACAUUGCAAAAAUUAAAAACAAUACAAUUUAAUCUUGAGCCAUACAGGACUGAAAUAAAGCAACUGAAUAGAGAAUGUUUUAAUAGUUAUACAAAAAUUAGUGAAUGAGGCUGGCUAUUGUAUAAUGUAUGUUAUACAGUAUAGUAGGCCAAAUUUCAAGGGUUUGAAUAUAUAUAUAAGAUAUUUAUUCAAAGAUUAUACAUUUGUUGUUGUAUAUGGUUUUAGUAUUUUAUACAAUAGCUGUACUGUACUGCUACUUUAUUAAUAUAUAAGUGAAAUUAUAUAUAGUUUUACUUUCAUAAAUGACAGAUUAAAUUUAUAAUACUAUACAAGAAUUUACUAAAUAAAAAUGUAACAAUUUUAAUUUAUAACUAAGCAAUGCAAGUUUUUAGUUGUCCUUCACUAAAGUCAUAGAUAUUCAGAUAAUACUCUUAUAAUAAAAAUUAAUAGACUGCCCAUUGGAUUGGAAACCAAAUCACAUAGAAAACAUUCUUAAUAUAUACAGUACAGUCAUAUGACAAUUAACAUUGCGUUAAAAAUCAUAUCUUCAUGCAACGGAAAAUGGGUUAUUCAAUUUAAUAUACAAUAAUCAUAUUUCCCCAAACGUGGUACACACAGUACUCUUAAUAAAAUCCAAUGUUGAAUGUAAUGAGAGACAUCUUUCUGAUGCCUCCCAGAUUCUGGCCUUUCCCGUGACUAUCAGGGUGACCCUGAGGAGCCUCUCUCCCUGAAAAUCCAUUUAUAAAAUGGCAUUAAAUAAUUAAUAAUUCAUUGUAUUGUGGGAAAGGAAGCCAGAGUGUAUUCAUAUACAUUUGGCUGUUAUCGAGGUAUCCCCCCCCCCAACAAGGCCCGCCCAGCAUGCAACCCCACAAGAAGCUGACUAAUUCCUGAGUACCUACUCACUGCUAGGUGAACAGUGGCAUUAGGUGAAGGGAAAUGUGGCCAAUCAUUUCUGUCUCGCGCGGGAUUUGAACCCGGAAUAAGUGACAUCUCAUAAAACUCCAGGAUAUAUAAAAUGUUAACCAAUGUUAAAAUAUUCAAUAAGAAUAAAAGUAAAUUAAACAAUAAUUGAAAUUGUAUGUUCCUAAUAAUGGAAGAAUAAUCAUAUAUUAAAAAUAAAUAUACUGUAAAACUGAUUAAAUUAUCACCAACUGUAAGAUUUUGAAUGAAGAGCAUAUAAUGUUUUAAGCAUCAGCUACAAACUAAUAUAUUAUAUAUAUACAUUAUAUAUAUAUAAAUAUAUAUAUAGCAUUUAUAUAUUUAUAUAGGGGGGUACCAUCUCUGGUUGUGUUUGUAGGGACCCUCGGCCUCAAAGAAGAGGAUAUGUAUCAUCCGGAGGAGCCUUGUGGGACACCCCGCAUACACUCACUUAUUGUCUUCUCCUACCCCCCCCCCCCCCUAUAUAUUAUAUAUUUAUAUAUUUUAUGAAAGCUUGGCAAGGGUUUUCUGCAAAGAAUAAGGAUUUAUUUUUUGGCAAAAAUCUAAAUUUGUUGAUAAUGUGAAGCAUAGAUGUUGUCAAAAUGUUUUUUGAAGAAGUCUAUAUGUCACCAAACACCUUUUAUAGUUUUGAAACAAACUGUAUUUGUUAAUAUAAGGAAGAGUCGGUAGUAAUAUAGAUGCCGUUGUCAGCCAAGAUGUAUGCAAAACUUAUUAAAGUUGCUUUCCAUCAGGUAAGCAAUACCUAUUUUUACUCACAUUGCAGGUGUUGUUCAAAGCUGUUGUUUCUAGGUGCAUGUGGAUAAAAUUUCUCAUUCCUUGUCCAGAUCCGCCUGUGGGUGCGUGUCCUAGAGAACGUCACUUCCUCACUGUCGGAAAUUUCCUACUCUUGUCCAUUGUGAGUCAGAGAGAUUUGUUUAUAAAGUUUCAUUAUGUGUAAAAUAUAAUUAAUCUCUGGCUUUAUGUUGGGUAAGAGAAGAAAUAUAAGAGCCUAUUAUAUUUUUUCACUAUUUCUUCUAUAGAACUAUCAUCAUUAAAUAAAACUGAGAUUAGUCUUGGUGGCUUCUUUCACUGCCCCUUCAGAUGCUAAUAUUUAUAUAUAAUUAUAUAAUUGUAUAUAGGUAAUUAUAGAAUUAUAUAAUUAAUGGGAAAAUUUUUUAAAAACUUUUUUUUAUUGUUCUACCUGUACUGGUCUGUUAUAUAAUAAAAGUCUCAAAAAGUAAUAUGAAGCAUCAAGAUGUCAUCCCUCAACUAGUUGUGUAUUGACGAUAUUCAGCAUUAUCGUGGGAAAAGUGUUUGCUAACAGAGAAUACAAGUCACUAAUCUAAGUAAUAUUUUCCACACAGGCAUCUUGUAAGAGGUCAAACACGUUUUUUGUAAUUUAUGUGGCUGUAAAUGAGCAUGCAUUCAAAACUAAGCAUACACUGUUUUAUAAAAGCAGAAACAUGGAAAAUAUUUGUUUGUAAGUCUAUAUACAGUAUAAAAUUAAAACCAGUACGUUUUAUUAAGUAUUGUGUUCAAAUCUGCAAAACAUCAAAUAACUGAAUUUUUCACAAUUAAUUUCUAAUGUAAAUGUACUAAUAGAUGAUGAUAAUAAUUAAAAAUAUUAACAAAAGCAAUUUGCCAAUGUGAGUGAAAAAGUGCCAAGAUGAUUGAACUUCACAUAAUAACCUCACAGAUUCCAGCAAUACAACUUAAGAUAACUCUUAUAGAAAGUAUAAUGUGCUCCAUCUCUUACGUCUUAAACCAGCUCACUCGUACUUUGAAAUAACAUAAAUGUACCUUUAACAUAAUUUGAAAUCCAGUUCCUUAAUUUCUCGCAUUAAUUGCAAUAGUCAUGCCUUAGGUAGUUUGGUUAUCAUCUUGUUUCAUCCAUUCUCGCAACUUAAUGUUUAAAAGUGUUGGUACGUAUAUUAUUAUGGUGACAGUUUGUAGUAUAUAAUUAAUAAGAUUAUAUCUUGUGAUAAUGAGCAGUAUGAGGCUUGGAGGGUUAAUGCUACUGAUUUGAAAGUUUGCUAUACAGAAGUCCCCAACUUACGACAUUCCUACUUACAACUCUUACUUAUGAGGGUUUCUAAUACUUUCUCAUCUGCUGUUUUGUGCUCAAACUCAAGAGCAGUGUGGGAUCCAGGAUUAUUAUUAUUAUUUUUUAAAUAAAAAGUACUGGUCGGGUACAUCAUGGUAAAAAAAAAAAUAAAAAACUUAACACAGAAAAUUAAAGUGGACAUAAUAUGAAUGUCUUAUGGAGUGUGCACGUGUGUGCAGCAAAAACUAUCCAACAACCAACACCAGAGUCAAAGACAAGACUAAAAUUUUUUGGGGCAUUAACAAAUUCAGUAACAAUAACCAAAACAUAGUGUUAUUAUUUCAUAAUAAAUAAAACCAGUGUUUAUUCAACUACAGUAUAUAUAUAUUUUUUUAAUAUUUGGAACUCAUCCUCCAGUUAUAGCAUUGCACCUAUGGAAAUGUUAUAGCAGUUAUAGCAUUGCACCUAUGGAAAUGUUAUAGCAGUUAUAGCAUUGCACCUAUGGAAAUUUGUGUUCAGACUUCCAAGCAAUCAACUUAUGACAAAAUCAGUAAAGCAUUCCAGGCGUAAGUUGGGGGACACUGUAUUCACAUGUCAUAACUUUGAAUCUGAUUUGCAUGACCUGUUCGUUUUUUAUAUUUCUAUAAAAAUACUUGUGUAAUUUUCUUUUAUUAUACUGAAUAGCCUGAUAAAAUUCUCACUAUGCACUUUUCCCAAAUCACUUUUGUAUCUCUAUCCUUAUUUAAUGUUUAAAUUUUAACAAACUAGAUGACACUGGUUGAACUGCAACUUAUACUGAUGCUAAGUUGUAAUUGUAUAUUUUGUAAAAAAUACUAAUUGGUAUGACACUGUAACGUAUGUCAUGCACAAGACUGAGAUAUAUGGGGUACACAGUAGGAAACAGUCACCAUUUUUAUAUAAUUAGUAUGCUUUUAUUUGACCUUUCUUAUGUUCAUUACCAAAAUAUAAAAAAAAAAUUAUAUGGUACCUUAUUCUUUAUCAAUACCCAAGUUUGUAAUUAAAUUACAGUUGUAAAAAAAAAAUGCUUUUAUUUGAUGUUUAUUAUGUUCACGACUAAAUGUAACGUUUCAUUUGUUGCCACAUGUGAUGUGUUUCAUAGACCCAGGCUGGGGCACGGUAUCUUCCACACCGCACGUAAGAGAAAGACUAUUAACCAACCUAAAUGUAUACAAAUUGCAAGCCACACAAAACAGGUUUCAAAUCUUCCAGUCAAUAUUCAAAUAUUACGAAAUAACAUCAAUCAAUAGUAUUAGAAUGAUAAUAAGGGAAACUCCAGGUAGCAUCGUGUGUAAUGCCACACACGAAGGAGGAGGAGAGGGCAGUCAAAGAUGCUGUAUAAUAUAAAGUUUACUCCUAACAUAUUGUUAAAAUAUAUAAAUAUAUAUACUAUAUUCUUUAUCAAUACCUGAGUUUGUGUGUAAAUUAGUUAUAAAAAUAAACAUCAAGUGAAAACAUGCAAUUGUUUCAACCCAAAACAGAGUAAAUGAGAGACUUCUGUAAAAUUUUAUAUUGUGCUAUUUAUGUUCUUAGUGUAAUAUAAAACAGAAAAAAAAUCCUUCAUGCCCAUUAACUUGGUUUUAUGAUGAGAUGACGUAAAUGUUUUACAUUUAUUUAUCUUCUUUGUCAUAUCAAAAGAUUUUGAGCAGCUGAUGGGUGAAUGUUGUACCUGCCGCUCACAGCAGCAUGGUACUGUACAUGAUUUGUUGAGUUUUUCAUAUCUGUUAUUCUUUUCAUAGGUGUUUUGGAUAAAGGAUUUAUUCACUGUCAUUUGCAAAAAAAAAAAAAAAAAAAAUUGUGAUAUUAUGAUUAGCCAUUGUUUUCAUUUGGGUUAGAUAGAUUGACAGGGGGGUAACUCGCUCUAUGAUGCUACAAUGCCAUGCAUAGUAUCUCACAAAAUUCACCGACACCAAUGUAAUACCAUAAUUAAACUAUGAUGCAUCUAUACCAUCAUACAUCACAAUACAUCAAUACUGAUGUAUUGUGAUGUUACUAAAGUGAUAUUUGACCUAAACCUAUUAACUGAUGCACAAAACUAAUUACAAAUAUUCAGCACUGGUUCAUGUACAGUACUGUAUUGUGCACAUAGUGAGUUUGCUUCCCAUUUUCCUUAUCCUUGGUUUUCUUUGUACCCUGUUAGAGAAAAUGAGUGUGAAUGUCCAGGUGUAGGAUUUUGUAAACAUUAGAUGAACUAGUGUAAACCCAAUGACCAUUGUGACAUACAAUAAAUACUACAGUAA
Procambarus clarkii (red swamp crayfish) is the source of this 8792-nucleotide messenger RNA. RefSeq names its product cAMP-dependent protein kinase type II regulatory subunit (gene Pka-R2). Lineage: Eukaryota; Metazoa; Arthropoda; Malacostraca; Decapoda; Cambaridae. The record is from RefSeq and is a predicted model, not a curated record. Gene Ontology annotation, molecular function: cAMP-dependent protein kinase inhibitor activity; cAMP binding; protein kinase A catalytic subunit binding. Gene Ontology annotation, cellular component: cAMP-dependent protein kinase complex. Gene Ontology annotation, biological process: negative regulation of cAMP-dependent protein kinase activity.